Laccaria bicolor S238N-H82 is the source of this 5918-nucleotide messenger RNA. Its product is annotated as SNF2 superfamily chromatin remodeling protein. Gene Ontology annotation, molecular function: TBP-class protein binding; DNA binding; ATP hydrolysis activity. The record is from RefSeq and is a predicted model, not a curated record. The transcript has 17 exons. Lineage: Eukaryota; Fungi; Basidiomycota; Agaricomycetes; Agaricales; Hydnangiaceae. The coding region runs from base 1 to 5811 and encodes 1936 amino acids.
AUGACUUCAAGGUUGGACAGGCUCCUCCUUCUACUUGACACUGGCUCCUCGACAUCAGUAAGGAAUACCGCUGCUAAACAAUUGGCUCAAUUGGCUGUCAAGAGCGUCAUAAGCGAUGUCGCCAUUGUGGAAGAUGACUUCAAAUCCAAUCGCCAGUCAGUGGCUCUCGCAGAUCGCUCCUCGUGGGCUGAGUUGAUGGCUGUGGUGGCGAGGAUUAUUCCAUUCUUGCAUUCGAAAUCCUUUGAAUCUCGGAUCGCAGCUUCCGUUGCACUUUCGCAAAUAUUCACUUUAGUUCCAGUUUGGAAGCCCGCACCAGUGGAGGAUGAUGCCAUGACUACCGAUGCCCUCCCUUUACCAGAAUAUCCUAUCUUUUCACUCCGCGAACUGAUUCUCCAGGGUAAUCUUUUGUUGGCUUCCUCGGGGAAGGAAUUUACGAAACCAACCGGAAUCCUAUCAAGUGCGGCCGAGGUUAAGAAAGCGAGAAAAGAGGCUAUGGGACGGCUUGGCCUUGAAUUCUUAGAGAUCGUAGCAGACGAUAUUGGUUUGGACAAAGAGUUGGCGGCAGAUAUGGAGGUUGACAUGGACGAAAAUCCUCUUCCUCCCCCUCCUGAUUCGGCGGACGGCAUUGAAGUUCUUGCUGCCAUGGACCUGUCAACCUCGGAAAAUCAAGAUCCUUCUCCACAAACACGCACUGUGACACCUACUAUGCCUUCUCCAACCGAUUCCCAUGAUCAUGUUGCUCAAGAAGCGGAUGUUGGCGCUUUAUCUGCUCGAGAACGUAACCGACUCAAACGGAAACGGAAGCCCGGUAACUCCGCUUUCGUGGUUGCGCCGCCUCCCCAGUCGACGGGGGCAAAAUAUAGCGCAGCGCCCACUGGUUCUUCUCACAAAGCACGUUUGAUUUCUUCUGACGACAAAAAUUCCGUUUCACGGAUAAACAGCCCCGCGCCCUGCACUAAAGACCCACCGUCCGAAAAAGUCAUCAUUGAUCCUACAAAAGGUGGCGCGGUUUCUCCCAAAGCAGCAAAACAGUCGAAAGCACUUGAAGUAGAACCUGGUUGUUGGAUCUGGGAUGGCGUCGUGAAGGUUCUUGAGGUGGACCUAUUCAGCGCUGCAUGGGAAGUUCGACACGGAGCUGCCAUGGCGUUACGUGAAUUGCUCCGAGUACAGGGAAAGUGUGGCGGUAUGAAAGAUGGUUUGGCUUGGACUGAAAAUGAGAUUGCUCAUGAAAAGUGGUGCAAUGACUUAUCUGCCAAGUUCCUUUGUAUUUUCGUCCUUGACCGCUUUGGAGAUUUUGUGUCAGAUCAGGUAGUCGCGCCUGUCCGCGAAACCGUGUCUCAAACGCUCGCCUCCCUCCUGAUUCAUAUGCCUCAACGCUCCCUUCUCCAUGUGCACGCUGUUUUGUUACAAAUGAUUCGCCAGGACUUCAAUCUUUCCAUUAACGGGAAGCUCAAAACAGAACCAAUUGAACGAAACCAUGUUUGGGAAGUGAGGCAUGCAGGACUCCUUGGGAUCAAGUAUGAAGUUGCUGUGCGCCAUGAUCUAUUCGACACAGAGCUGAAAACUGAAGAAAGUGGGGGCGCAAGCCAGAAUGUGCUUCAAGAUGUUGUCGAUGCUGCCAUACUUGGCUUGGGGGAUAAAGACGAUGAUGUUCGAUCUGUAGCAGCUUCAUGUUUACUCCCAGUGGCCAAACACAUGGUAACUCGCCUUUCUGGCUCCCUUGGACAAGUCCUCGUCGUUUUGUGGCGCUGUUUAUGCGAUAUGAAGGACGAUCUGAGCUCGAGUGUCGGGGCCGUCAUGGAGCUUCUUGGCAGUGGCACCAUUUCUCCAAACUGGUGCCAUGUGCUGAGGGGUUUAUCAUUAAGGCUUCCUCUGUCUACCCUUGCCCAAACUUUGUUCCCUUUCUUCCGGCAUACUAUACCGAAUGUCCGACUUGCUGUCGUAAAAACGUUGCACUCCUUCAUGGACGUCUCAUCUCUUCCAAAAGAUUGGGUUGCCACUGCGUUGCUCCGUUUGUUGUUCCAAAACCUCAUUUCAGAGGAACGUGAAGAUAUACGCAAUGCAAGCCUAUCUGCUUGGCGUAGAGCACUUAGCAUUCUACCACGUUCAGCGGAGGUGAUGGAGUUAUCCAUCAGUCAACAACUACUUUUGGAUUGGUAUGCCGCCAUGAUGACUCCCAUUGGAGUAGCAAUAAAUUCUUCCACAUUUUACCAUCCCUUGACAGCGAAUGACGGUGAUGUUCUCCCUGAGCGUCAUAACGUUGAUAAGAACAUGCUAGCUCAAGAUUUGUCACUGGUGAGCACUGAGGUGACACUUAAAGCCAGAGUCGCCGCGGCCACAGCCUUGGCCACAUUAAUGAUGUUUUGGCCCUCUGAGCUCCUGGACCAAUGUUUUCGGCCCAUACUUAACCACUACAUGGACUCUACCAGUAUGCUACAAAAGUUUUUGGCAGCCAUCAUCGCCGAAGAGUGGGCUCAAGAACAUGCUUUAAAUACUCUCAAGCUGCCUUUGCGCCCUCCUCUUUUGGAAUCAUCGACUCUCGCUGUGGAAUUGAGCGUCAAAACAUUGUCCUGGCUUCAAGAGAAACCACCGGCUGCUUAUCACGAAAUGGCUUUUGCCCUUAGUCGCAUCCAUACAGAGUGUACUGGACUUCUUCAAUCCUUCGCAACCGACUGCAAGCUGCCCAUGUCCUCGAUUCCUUUUCUUGGCAGCGAAAUCGAUUUAUCAGGCUCGAAGCCAGAUUGUUUUACGAUCGAGACUGCGCAGGCGGCGGUUGGCAGCAUGUAUUCUAGGCUAAAAGAUAGCCUUGGCCGUACCAAAAAGCGGGAGCUUGCCUUGAUCAGUGACAAGAGAAACAACGUCGUGGCGAGCAUUGAUCGUUACAUUGAUGUUAAGGCGCAACACGAUAUUCGGGUAUCUGCCGCUUUUGCUGCGGCCUUUGUAGCGUUUAAAAGCACACCAGAUAAAGUCAGUCCAGUCGUUAAAGGUAUCAUGAAUGGAAUCAAGAGCGAAGAAAAUCUGGAUUUACAGACUCGUUCUGCGGCGGCCGUGGCGUCUUUUGUCGACUUUUGUACAACUCACAAUAUCGCGCAACCCCCUGACAAGAUCGUCAAAAACCUCUGCACUUUCCUUUGUCAAGAUGCUGAGCAAACUCCGACAUUCGCAUUUAUGCGCAAGCAGACUGACGGAAUCUUGUCUUUCUCGACCUUAACGGAUAUUCCUCCACCUGCCCAAGGCCGUAGUGCCAAAGAGCCCAUCAAAGAUUCCCAACCCGACCCAAUAAAAGUUGAAGAAGCUCGAAAGGCCCGCCUUUCUAGACGUGGUGCUUGCCUAGCCUUUACUCAAUUGUCCGCCACCUUUGGUCCACGUUUGCUAGAAGUCAUCCCAAAUAUGUGGCAAUUCAUGGCUGGAGGUCUCCUCAGUGCAUUUCAGUCUGAAUCUGCACAAACAGCGGAUAUUUUGAUCGAAAAACAAUAUGGUCAAGACGUCAUCGAUUCUCUCAGCGUUUUGGAGGCCGUUGCACCAACAUUCCAUGAGAAGCUGUGGUCCAACCUUGCCCAGACGUUCCCAAUGAUGGAUUUGGCAAUUCGGAGCCGAUUCGCUAUAAUUCGCCAAUCCGCUGCAAGGUGUUUUGCCACCAUUUGUGAUGUCAUGACGACGGAUGCUAUGCGAUAUGUGAUUGAGCACCUAGUUCCCCUUCUCAACGAUCCUCUGGUGUUGUCCAACAGACAAGGAGCAAUUGAAUUAAUAUAUCAUAUCGUGCAACGGUUGGAUAUUAAAGCCCUCCCUUAUGUUAUUUUCAUGGUGGUACCGGUGCUGGGUAGGAUGAGUGACUCCGACGACGAAAUUCGGUCAACCGCAACGAAUACCUUCGCAUCGCUUGUUAAGAUGGUUCCUCUGGAGGCUGGUCUUCCCGAUCCUCCCGGCUUUUCGCCUGAUCUGCUGAAACGGCGAGACGCAGAACGCCAAUUUUUGGCUCAGCUUCUUGAUGGGUCGAAAGUGAACCAAUAUACUAUGCCUGUGACUAUCAAGGCAGAAUUGCGAAAGUAUCAGCAAGAGGGUGUCAACUGGUUGGCUUUUCUUGCCAAAUAUCAACUUCAUGGCAUUCUUUGCGACGACAUGGGCUUGGGAAAGACUUUGCAAUCUAUUUGUAUUUUAUCAAGCAAGCACUUCGAGAGGGCUGAACGCCAUCGAGCGACAAACUCCCAAGAUUCUGUUCACCUGCCUUCACUUAUUAUCUGUCCUCCAACGCUUACUGGCCAUUGGUACUACGAGAUCCUGAAGUACGCCGACAACCUGCUGCCUAUUCUCUAUACAGGGAACUCUCGAGAGCGCACCCGGUUGCUAUCGAAAUUACACUCGUUUGAUGUCGUAAUCACCUCAUAUGAGGUUGUUCGGAACGACAUUUCGAACCUGGAAGAUCUUCAUUGGCUCUACUGUGUCCUGGAUGAGGGCCACGUUAUCAAAAACUCCAAGACAAAACUGACAAAGGCCGUGAAAUGUAUACGGGCGCAGCACCGUCUCAUCCUCUCGGGGACGCCAAUACAGAAUAAUGUGCUAGAGCUUUGGAGUCUCUUCGAUUUUCUGAUGCCCGGGUUCCUUGGAACAGAAGCUUCCUUCAACGAACGAUUUGGGAAGCCGAUUUUAUCCAACCGCGAUGGGAAGGCCAAGAACAGUGAAGCGGCUGCUCUGGCGUUGGAAGCAUUGCACAAACAGGUUUUGCCCUUUUUGUUGCGGCGGCUGAAAGAGGACGUGCUGCACGACCUGCCGCCCAAAAUCAUACAAGACUAUUACUGCGAACUUUCGGAGUUACAAAAGUACCUUUACGACGAUUUCUCGAAAUCUAAAGCACGAACGUCCGCUGAAGACACAAUCCAGGCAUCUCUAUCAACUAAACCGGAAGGUGGCCAGCAGCAUGUUUUCCAAUCUUUGCAAUAUCUCCGAAAGCUCUGUAAUCAUCCAGCUCUUGUUCUUAAAAGCAACAAGGAAGUCAUCAGUGCUGCGUUGGAGAAUGCGAAUGUUCAGGGUGAUGGACUCAACGACAUCAGAAACGCUCCAAAGCUGUUGGCUCUCAAACAACUCUUAUUAGAUUGCGGGAUCGGAGGUUCUGCAAUUGCAAGCGCCGAUUCACAAAAAAGUGAACUCAUCGACACAGUCGAAGAACCCGGUAGUUCAUUCUCACAACAUCGCGUUCUUAUCUUCUGCCAGAUGAAGCAAAUGCUUGAUAUCAUAGAAAGCGAUCUUUUCAAGGUUCACAUGCCGUCGGUGACGUAUAUGCGAUUAGAUGGAGCAACGGAUGCUGGCAAGCGACACGCAAUUGUGCAAACAUUCAACUCGGAUCCUAGUAUUGACUGUCUGCUGCUAACCACGCAUGUUGGUGGUUUAGGCCUGACAUUGACUGGUGCUGAUACGGUCAUUUUUGUUGAGCAUGAUUGGAACCCUAUGAAGGAUUUGCAGGCCAUGGACAGAGCGCAUCGAAUUGGACAGAAAAAAGUCGUAAACGUCUAUCGGCUCAUCACCAAAGGCACACUUGAAGAAAAAAUCAUGGGAUUACAACGAUUCAAACUCAACAUUGCACACUCUGUGGUCACGCAACAAAAUUCUGGGUUAUCAUCUAUGGAUACAGAUCUUGUUUUGGACCUCUUUCGCCGAACGAGCGAGGAGGAAGAUGCAGCUGCGGCUGCUAACAAGGCAAAACAAGCGAGCGGCCCCAUCAGUCAGAAAAAUCUGCUGCUUGGUUUAGAGGAAUUGCCUGAAGACGAGUACGAAGGUUUAGAUUUGACUGCUUUCUUGGGUUCUCUUGGAGAAUGAGCAUACAUAUCAUUAUUGUUUGAAUUAAAUUUGGGGCCUUCUUUCGAAGAACGCCAGCUAGUCAACGUUCGCGGUACGGCCGCUGGAGCGGAGGGACCAAAGAACUA